Molecule: messenger RNA, 1736 nt
Organism: Diabrotica balteata
Lineage: Eukaryota; Metazoa; Arthropoda; Insecta; Coleoptera; Chrysomelidae
Source: the annotation of a GenBank genome assembly
UUCAGUAUGGCUCGGGUAUAACUUAAUAUCAGUCCGGAACUGUCUAUUCGUAAUCUCGUGAUAAUUAUUAGAUAUUUUUAAUAACAAGUUCGACAGGUCAAUAGGAGGACACUAUAACUAAAUGAAGUAAAAAUUUAGUGUAUAUUUUAUUGAAUGAAAAGUUACGUAUGCGCUAUAAAAAAUACAGAUUAUGAAAGCAAUUAUUUUGAUUUUAUUGAUGUCAAUAUGCACUGUACAUAACUAUAAUAUCCUCAUAAUUAGCCCAAUGGCUUCUCCUAGUCAUUUUAUCCUUGGAAACGAACUAGGUAGAGGUCUUGUAGAAGCUGGACACCAAGUAACAGUUGUUAGUCCUUACGAAGAUAAAAAUCCUUUAAAAGGCUAUAAGGAUGUCGUUUUAACAGGUUUAGCAAAACAAAAAAGGGCUAUUUCUCCCAUGGACAUGGUCCAUAUGAAUCAAUUUUCAAUAAGUAGUCACUUUGCUGAAGUUGGCAACCAAAUUGUCAAUAGUACAUUCCACCAUCCGAAUUUUAAGCAGCUGAUUAAUUCGAACGAAAAAUUUGAUGUAUUAAUUAUACAAAACUUCAGAACAGAUGCUCUUAAUAUUUUACAAUGUCAUUACAAUGCACCACUGAUUGUUUUUAGUAUAACUGGACCAAGCUUUUGGGUAAAUCCCAUAGUUGGCAAUCCUCUAGAACCGUCAUAUUUUCCAGACUUUUUCUUAGAAUAUUCAAGUAAUAUGAAUUUUUGGCAAAGAACGGUUAAUUCACUUUUACUGCUAUUUAACUAUGUACAUAAACAUUUAUAUUUUAUCCCGCAACAAAAAAAGUUCAUGAGCGAACAUUUUCCAAAAUGCACUGAUCAGGAUGCAGCGUUCUAUAACGCUUCACUGGUGUUUGUCACAGCUCAUGAAAGCGCCAACCAACCUGUACCUCUAGUACCUAAUAUGAUCAAUAUUGGUGGUCACCAUAUUAAGCCUGCAAAAACAUUACCGCAAGAUUUAAAAGAAUUUAUGGAUAAAGCCAAAGAAGGAGUGGUGUACUUCAGUCUUGGUACAAAUGUUGAUCCUACUAAUAUGAAGCCAGAGCAAUUACGAGCCAUUGUCAAUGCUCUGGGGAAAAUAAAACAAAAAGUUCUCUGGAAAUACGGUGGAAACGUAACAGAUUUGCCCAAAAACGUUCAAUUAGGAAAAUGGUUUCCACAAUCAGAUUUAUUAGGUCAUCCGAAUCUAAAACUGUUCAUUACACAUGGAGGCUUAUUAAGUACUUUAGAAGCAGUUUAUCACAGUGUCCCUAUAUUGGCUUUACCAGUGUUUGCUGACCAAAAUAUGAAUGCAGCCAAAGCUCAACUGGCGGGUUAUGGCUUUAGCCUUCCUUUAGUAGAAGUAACUGAAGAGAAGUUGACUAAUGCACUACACGAGGUGUUGACAGAUCCAAAAUAUAGAGAAACCGUUAAAAUCAGAUCUAGUCUCUUUCAUGAUCGCCCUAUGAAACCUAUGGAUCUGGCAGUUUAUUGGACCGAAUUUAUCGUUAGACAUAAGGGAGCGCCCCACCUAAGGAUAGGAUCCAUGGAUCUUCGAUGGUACCAAUAUUUGCUGCUUGACGUGAUUGCAGCUGCAUCCGUCGUUAUCUUUCUUGUAUUUACAGUAUUAUAUAUCUUAUGUGUUAGAUUGUGUUGUUUAAAACAAAAAAUAAAGAAUAAAUAUGAAUGAUUUAAUAUAAAUACUUAUUAGUUUGAAG